Cynoglossus semilaevis (tongue sole) is the source of this 2963-nucleotide messenger RNA. RefSeq names its product junctional adhesion molecule 2b (gene jam2b). Gene Ontology annotation, biological process: leukocyte cell-cell adhesion. The record is from RefSeq and is a predicted model, not a curated record. Bases 227 to 1105 code for a protein of 292 amino acids. NCBI's taxonomy places the organism in Eukaryota, Metazoa, Chordata, Actinopteri, Pleuronectiformes, Cynoglossidae. The transcript is spliced from 12 exons. Gene Ontology annotation, cellular component: cell surface; tight junction; plasma membrane.
UUUUUUGCUCUUGAACUUCUCCGCUCUCUUCUCCCGUGUGUACGCGCUCCCGUCAGCUGCCUCGGCCGCGUGAACGCGCGCGUGCAUGUUGCAGCUCCUGCAGCUGCAGCUGAGCUCAGUCAGAGGUGGAGGAGCUGCAGACUGACUUUGAGGCACAACACUUGAUUCCAGCAGGACUCUCUCUCACAGACACACGCACACACAGAGAGACUUUAUCAGAGAGAAGAUGACGAUGUGGCUGCUGCCCCUGAUUCUCAUCCCUUUACUGCACAGUCCUGUUUGUCUGUCAGUGACUGUGAGCAGCACCACACCUACAGUAGAGGUUCACGAGCACACAGAUGCCACUCUGACAUGUGAGUUUAAGACUGAGAAGGACCAGAACCCUCGGAUUGAGUGGAAGAAGAAAGGAAAGGGAGUGACGUUUGUCUACUUCAAUCACAAAUUUACUGGUCCUUAUGUGGGACGGGCCAAGAUAGACGGAGCGACACUGACGAUACAUUCAGUGACUCAGAAAGACUCCGGAGAAUAUCGCUGUGAGGUCACCGCCAGUGAAGACCAUGUCAACCUGGGGGAGACCACUGUCACACUAGAUGUGCUGGUGCCUCCACAUGUACCGUCCUGUGAGGUACCCAGCUCUGUGUUCGUGGGCUCAGACCUGGAGCUUCUCUGUAAGGACAAGCUGAGCAUCCCUCCUGCCACCUACCGCUGGUACAAGGACAACAAGGCUCUGAUGGCCUCAGCAGACGCUGCGUUCAGCAUCGACACCAACAAGGGGAUACUGAAGUUUAAUAGUGUGUCUAAAAUAGACACGGGGAUGUACCGCUGUGAGUCCUCCAACAGUGCGGGGGCGCCCAAGAGUUGUGUUGCCCAACAGCUAAAGGUCGUUGACUAUCCUGUCAACACGACUGUUUUAAUUGUCUCUGCUGCAGCUUUUUCAGCACUCGUCCUGUUCUGUUGCAUCUGCCUAUGUGUGUGUCGACGCCAAAGCUGCUGUAGAAAAGAGAAAGACCCUAAAAGCAUCAAGUGCUACAACCCUGCACCCCCUCCUCCUCCUCCCACCCGUAACAUCAAACACUACAAACAAACUCAGUCCUUCAUGAUCUGAGGGAGGAAGGAAGGUCACUCUGAACUUACCCGCCCAAAGAUCUCCAUUGUACACUAAAGCUGUGUUUUCGCCUCAUUGGACAAGAAACUUUCAAGUACUAGGAAACAUGUUCACACAGCAGUGGAUGUCUAUUUGUCCCGUGUUUUGCAAUUCACAUUUUUAACACAUGGGGCAGUGGAAUUAAAUAGUUAAACAUUAGAAUUAUUGCGAUUGCUUCUUUGACCCCAGAAUGGUCCCAGAAGGAAGGGACGAUCAGGGUGGAGAGCAGAGGAGCAUUUGUUCUGCCUUUCAUGCUUUGACGAGCAAAGAAAAAUUAUAUGCAAUAAAUAAAUAAUAGUUUUCUGACCAAUUAAGUGAAAUUUUCCACAGCACACCUGACGAUCUCUCAUGGGUGUGCCACAGCAGUGGUUGGGAAUCACUGCUCUAGUGUGUGACUAUGGUGCCACCAACUCAACUCUACACCUCUCUUAACAUUACCCCCCACCCCCCAAAAACAAACAAACAAACAAACAAAAACAAACAAAUAAUGCACUUGAGUCCAAACACUUCCUUGUUAAUUAUAUAUCAUCGCAAUAAUUCUGUAAGAAAUAUUUAAUUUUUCUUUUUUUUUUACACAUUUAUAUGCGUUUAGUAGAUGCUUUUAUCCAAAGCGACUUACAAGUGGGGAAGUUGUUGUUUAACACUUCCUCUGGACUAUCAAAAUAUAUCCAAGGAGUUUAAAGAUCCGACCAGAGAAAUGAUUGACUGCAAUGUGAGCUCCACCUGUAUUGAUAGCAUCCUAUCAAUCUGGUUAGCCACCUAACCAGCAUCCUAAAGCCAGUUAGGUCGCUAACCAUACCUUAAGAUGUCAAACCAAAGAUCUUCAUAACACACUUGCUGCCUCCAAAGGAAGAGAUUUUUAAACCUCACCUUCACAUUGCUGUAAAUGAACUAUCAACUAUCUAUAAAUGUUGUAAUAUAUUUCCUCAUAUUCCUCUUUGUGUGCACUGACAUGUGGUUGUUUAGUUAAUUUUUCACUUUUGUUUCUCAUGUUAUAAAGGCACGCUGUUGUCACUAUACACAAUCAUUAUGGUAAAGAAUGUAAAUUUACUGCAUCACCAAUAAAUGUCUUUUCAUAUACAGUAGAUAUAGUAGACUGUUUUGAGGUAGAGUUUUUGUUCCAUUGUUGCUAUAUAUUUUUUUAGACCUGUGUGUGUGUUUGUCAUGGUUUAUAUCAUCAUGUUAUGUUUUUUGUGUUGUAUUAUUUGAUAUGUUUGUAUGACGUGAACUGAGUGAACAGGUGUCUGCACACACUGAAAGAUGCUUUAAAGACUUUUAAACAUAUUUGUUGCUGAGUCUGUUUCAUAAUAAUAAUAAAAACAUAUGGAAAACUGUGUGUAUUUCCUUUUCCCCUUUUUUACCGUCACGUGAGUUAAAGGAAAAAAACUGACAAAAUCAUAGUUGGCCUGAGUGGCGCUGUAGGGGCUCGGGGGUGAUUAAAAGACAUAAAAAGUGCCCACUGAUUGGUCCAGGUUUGGCGGCAGGAAGUGUUUUGUUUUUGACGGAAGGCUGGCUCUAUAUUUGGAGUUCUUGGCUCAACUUUGCACCUUUUGUUGGUAAAAAAAAUAAUUAAACGUAGGGGCAUGUCCAAAUUCAUAUUAUGGGAUAAGUUCACGGGGGACCGAGCAAAAAAAUCCCGCCGAAGGCCACGGCGCGUCAUCAUUUAAGAACCAAACACCUCUGAGUUCUCCACAAGGAACAGAGGAGUGGGGAAAAAACUGGAGGGAGAGGUUGAGAGGAAAACGGAUGGAGACACAGAGGGAUCCUUAUGCAGUGCAGCAGGACGUCGGCAUCAACAUCAACAUCAACAUCAGCAACA